Laetiporus sulphureus 93-53 is the source of this 624-nucleotide messenger RNA. RefSeq lists its product as uncharacterized. Lineage: Eukaryota; Fungi; Basidiomycota; Agaricomycetes; Polyporales; Laetiporaceae. Bases 174 to 512 code for a protein of 112 amino acids. The record is from RefSeq and is a predicted model, not a curated record. The transcript has 2 exons.
UCACCAAUCGCAUGAGGCUGCGGAGACGAAUCUCAUGGUGAACCUGAAGACUAGGACGAUACAUACUAUCUUCUUGAUUGUGCAGGGAUCAAUGUGUCACUGAGAUGGCUAUCUCGCUGCCAUUUCUGGUAGAUGACUAGCAGGGCCGACCCGCGAUAUUAUUGUCUCUGGUCAUGAGGGACAUACGAAUCGUUCGUGGAUAUGACCAUUGUGCUACCACCUCAAUGCGCAUUCCUCAUGUAGCAACGGAUCGACACGAGACCCACGGACUGAAGAACGAACCAUCGGGGUGCCAUUCUCUUGAAGCGCGAAGCAGGCCCCAAAUGAAUGAGUUGCACGGACAUAUAUUCGUAAUUGAAGUCAUGGGGCGGAUUCAGUGUCAUUGCGAAGAACGCAGCGUACCCGUAAUAGAAGACGCGCGCUCCAGCCAGCCGAGCAGAACGCUAACGAGUUUCUCUACGUCAAUCAGGAAUGGCUACGGCUUAUCCUGGAAUGACAGAUGUCAUUCAUGAGCUACAGCUUCGGGAUCACGCGCGUAUUGAGAGAGGCUAUUACAGUCGACGGCCCAGGGAAGGCGUUCUAGUAUUGUCUCUCGCAGCCCGGGUGCAGCUACUUCUUUGCGCA